This is a messenger RNA of Varroa destructor (honeybee mite), 5483 nucleotides long. Its product is annotated as NADP-dependent malic enzyme-like. The record is from RefSeq and is a predicted model, not a curated record. Gene Ontology annotation, molecular function: malate dehydrogenase (decarboxylating) (NADP+) activity; NAD binding. Gene Ontology annotation, cellular component: mitochondrion. Lineage: Eukaryota; Metazoa; Arthropoda; Arachnida; Mesostigmata; Varroidae. Gene Ontology annotation, biological process: pyruvate metabolic process; malate metabolic process.
CACCGCACCUAUUAAUUCGCUCCCAGCCUCAUGCCAAAAUUGCCGUAAGGUAGUGGCUAGUCGCGGUGGAACAGCUCUGAAAAACUGCAAAGGGCAGGGUGAAAUAUCGUCGGUCGCGCUCCCAUGAGCUCUCCCCGACAAUUCUUCUCGCCUCUUGCAGCAGGAGCGAAAAAAGGCGGAGCACCCACUCCACGAACACUGCGGCCGUAGCGAUCUGAAUCAUCACUACUACGAGUGGCAACUACGGGACGUUUUGCUUGUGCUUGUAUUACAUUGUCUGUACCACUUUGCUACUUCUGCUGCAGGCCCAAGCGACGUAAACGACCGUUUGACUGCUACUGGCAACAAAUCUGCACUGGGCGACUCCAAGGCACUCAAAACAGCUGAAAUUUCUAGCUCUUAGCUUUAAUCGAAUGAAGUACGGUGGCUAGGACAGGUCCUUUACGGCACAGCUCUGAAAUUAGCCGUGCGCUACAAGGAAGUGUUUGUGAGUGUGAGACAAGACCAUUGAUGCUCUAGUAGGUAGCAGUAGUAUCAAAGAUGGAGGUGUUUAUGUAGACUGAAACUGGCGAAUUUAACAUUGGUUAUAUUGCCGGUAGAGCAUCAACGGAACUCGUAGGUUAAACACAUCACUCUUGAACAGUGAUAAACCGGCUGGACGUAAUUCGAUGAAGAUUUCUGUUACUCGCGGUGAAGCUGCUGUAAUACUCGACACAAUCUUGCUGAUAUCUGUUUAUUAACGACCAUGUUUUUGGAUAUAUUUGGCCGUAUCUGAUCACAGCAAGGUCCGGUUGCAAGUGGAACAAAUACAGACGAUCGAGGUCCUGUUGAAACUGUACGUACAAAUUUGGAACGUUCAGUGAAAGUUCUUCGCCGCGUUUUCGUUCCACUUUUGUUUGGAUUAGCUAUACAGUGUCCCCUCCAUAUACUGCUAGCGUUUCCUUCAAAACGUAGUACCCGGUGCAGGUGGCUACAGAUGUUUCGAAUGUGUUUCGCGAUGGGAAAUACCCCAUCGACGCAAAAAGAAGAAAAUGGAAAUAAUAUUAUGGAUUCGUGUGAAAACUGCAGCAGCUGCUCAUGCAGAUCGACUACACAGAGGGUCAUCAUUGGAGGAGCAAAGUUCAGCAAAAGGAUGGAGUACCUUCGUGACCCGCGCAUCGCCAGGGGCCUUUCCUUCUCCUCGAGAGACCGUGAUUCUAUGUCGGUUCGAGGCCUUCUGCCGCCAGCGAUCCGCACACCCGAGCUUGAGAUGAAAUCCGUCCUUAUGAAUCUCAACCUCUAUUCCUCGCCCCUCGCAAAAUAUUGCUAUCUUCGCGAGCUGAGCGAUUAUAAUGAAAAGCUAUUCUAUCGCGUGAUGAAGGAGCAUACAGAAAUGCUAAUGCCGCUUGUGUAUACACCUACCGUGGGCGAUGCCUGUCUUAAGUAUUCGCUCAUCUUCCGCCGCCCGAAGGGACUUUUCAUCUCUAUCAAGGAUAAAGGGAAGGUGGCUGACGUAUUAGCUAACUGGCCCGAAAAGGAGGUCGAAAGCAUUGUUGUGACCGACGGUGAACGUAUUCUCGGGCUCGGUGAUCUUGGAGCGAACGGCAUGGGCAUUCCUGUCGGGAAGCUCGCUUUGUACACAGCUCUCGGGGGUAUUCCGCCAGAGAAAACUUUACCCAUCACUCUGGAUGUCGGCACCAAUAACGAGGCUAAUCUCAACGAUCCGCUCUACAUUGGACUCAAGGAAAAGCGAGUUCGGGGAAAGAUGUACGACGAGUUCGUUGAAGAGUUCAUGCAGGCGGCUGUUAAACGCUUUGGUAAGACGUGCCUUAUCCAAUUUGAGGAUUUUGGCAAUGCUAACGCGUUCACGCUGCUAGCCAAAUACAAGGACUCUUACUGUACCUUCAACGACGAUAUUCAGGGUACCGCGGCCGUGGCUGUGGCCGGUCUAAUGGCCUCGCUGCGUAUCACUGGUCGCACACUUCAGGACAACACGAUCCUGUUUCAGGGCGCUGGAGAAGCCGCACUUGGCAUCGCCGAUCUCCUUUGCCAAGCCAUGGUCAAAGAAGGAAUAUCCGAAAAGGAAGCCGCAAGCAAGAUCUGGAUGCUUGAUUCUAGAGGACUUCUGUGUUUCGAACGUCCUGACGAAAUGAACGACCACAAAAAGAAGUAUGCCAAGGAAGCGCCCCUCACUACAGACCUACAUGAAUUGGUGAAGCGGGUGAAGCCGACGAUGUUGAUCGGUGCCUCGGCCCAGACUAAUGCGUUCAACGCCCAGAUCCUCCAGAACAUGCUCGAGUUCUCAAAGCGGCCAGUUAUUUUUGCGCUGUCGAAUCCCACAAUUAAGGCCGAAUGUACGGCCGAAGAUGCGUUCACCCACACCAAGGGCAAGUGCGUAUUCGCUUCCGGUUCUCCAUUUCCUCCUGUUACGUAUGAAGGCAAAACCUAUUAUCCAGGGCAAGGUAACAACGCCUAUAUUUUCCCCGGAAUCGCCCUAGCCGUGAAUGCGUGCAAGGUUACACGCAUCGAUGACGAAGUGUUUCUUAUCACUGCCAAGACUGUUGCUGAGAUGGUAAGUCAGGCUGAUCUCGACGAAGGCCGCGUCUACCCUCCGCUAUCGAAGAUUCAGGAGGUAUCAUUCAAUAUUGCCGUGGAGUUAGCCAAGUACUUCUUUAAGACCGAGGUAGCCACAGUCUCUCCGCAGCCCAAGGACAUCGAGGCUUUCAUACGGAGUAAACAAUACGACUUCACGUAUCCAGGCAUGGUCAAAUUAAACAAGUAGCAGACGAUCUAACUGCUAUCAAAUUGGUCAAGGGAAGGAUAGCUAUAAAUGGAGGGUGAAAGUAAAAGUACACAAACGGAACGAAGGGGCUUAAGCGACAUAAAAAAUAACGAAAUAAUUUAAUCGGUUAAGAGCGAUGCCAAAGAACCUCGUCUAAGCAUCCGGCCUUAUAUUAAAAAUAAAAUACUCUUAAAUCGGUAGCACACAUGGAUAAAAACGAAGAUAUACACAAAAUGCGUACAGAUGCAGUGGCUCAUAAGCAGCGCCCGCCCGCAAUUAAGGACACAAACUCAUGUGUUCCGUAUAGUUCUGCUGCAGAAAACUUUACAAAUAAAUGAGUAAUUAUAUUGCAAUGUGUACAGCAGUCCAAUAAGUGGAGUGCUUUUUGUAUUUUUGAUAGAUGUAAUUGGAAAAAAAAAUAGGAAAAAGAUACGAAGUACCAAACACACUUAAGCAGAGAAUAAAAUUCGGCAUAAUCUACUUUAAAGCGAGAAAAGAUACUUAUUACGAAUAUGACAAAUAGUGGUGUUUUGACAACGGCAUAAACCCAUAAUGGACCCAAAGAGUUGGAAAAGAGGCAUCCCUAUACGUUGUUACUGUAUUGUGUGAUAAUAAGCCAGAUCCUACGUACUUUCGAUGGCUAUGUCACUGGCUGAUUGAUAGAUACCAGUCUACCUGUAAACCCAUGGGCUGUCUACGAGUCAUGAGCUCCCAUUUUUAGUACUCCUCACAUACUAUUAAACUAUGUAUGAAGUACUGUUGUAAUCAUCUUUCGAAUGAAGAUACAACAUCUAGCGACGAGACUUGAGUCAAAUAGGAAAAGUGUGCAAGAAAACGAGGUUCGAUAUGUGAUUGCACACAGAUAUGUAUAUAUAAAUAUUAUUAACUGUGACGAAAAAGAAGCUGAAAAGCUCAGUAAAGCCGAAGGGAACGAGGAAACAAUUACGAGAAGGCAGCGGGCGAAAACCGAUACGAAAGCAAGAAAAAAUUUUAAAAAUGUGCAGUAGGAUGUGUGGUGAUAGAUAAAAUACGUCGUCAAAAUAUGGCCGACUCGGUGAACACACGGCCCGAAUAGAAAGAAGGACGGGGAAAACACGACAAAAUCGUCAUAAAAUACCUAAUAAAAUGAAGUAUCGUUUUGUCCUACUCAUCCCAUACCGAAAAUCCCAAAACUCUCAAAUCUCUCGCGGAAUUGCGCGCCCUAAAAGCCUUACUUUAUUGUUUAGUUAACUAGCUGCCCCAAGGCGGCAGUGCGUUUUCCCACAGUACAAUUAAUUUCCAUUCACAAAGCGUUGUGUUUCGUCGUUAAUAGGUGUUUAGAAUAUUUUUUCCCAAAAAUUUUUCUAUGAAGUUCCACCUUGAACCCACUACUGAUUUUGAUUCUAAAUCGAAAUGGCGACUAACAAUACGUUUAUCCCCUGAGCCAGCCGAGUGAUGCAAAACCCUUGGUUCUGUGAAAAUGGGUCCUGCCAUGCAAGUCGCGGGGGCUCUAUCUAAUUUGGUAUACUGAGAAGAUACUUAGCCGUAUUACUGGUUUUAGGCUAUUUUAUACUAAAUAAUACGUUAUAUAUAUAUAUAUAUUAUAUAAUAUAUAUAUAUAAAAUACAUAAUACCACAUGGGUCAAAGCUAGCGACUCUCGUAAGCCCAGAAAUUGCAGGGCUUUUUGUAUGCGAAUCAGCUUCCAAAUGGUGUUUACGUCCUGGCGAAGACUGGGAAACAAAAAGAUCACUUUUUGAUUUGUUAACACCACCUACACGUAGGAUACAUGACUGUUAACGUUGUACGUUUUCUGACUUGUUAUUAACAGUAUUGGUGUUAAGAUUCUUAGCUUGAUUCGAUCUAAUGAGUAGGACGUUUUUAGUGAAAGCUAAUAUUCCGUGCUCUUAAGAUUAUCAUGGUUGUCUGUAUGUUCUUUACUAAUACAACUCAUCAUUAGAGCUCCCGUCUAAUAUAGUUUGCUGAGUAAACAAGUGUUUUUUUCUGUACCAACAGAUAUUUCAAAAAAACGAAAGUUUUAAAAACUUUCUAAAAUGAGACGCUCGUUGUUUUCAAUUGUAUAUAAUGUGCCUGUCUGAACAGAACAUCUUCUUAAAUUCAUCAGACGAUACCACAAACAUUAUGCCGAAGCGCCUACCAGACUAUCACUUUCUGGUAUCCAUAAAUGUCUUUAUAUUUUUGACCUGACCGGGGUAUAAGCAAUAAGCAAAUAGUAUAUUAGGACAGAUGUUAAUUGCUAUAUAUUUCAGAAAUAUAAGAUCCACCCCACUGUAAAGAGACUAAAAAAAAACAGGAAAUGGAAAUCGUAUUGAAAGAAAGGAUGCUAUAUUACCUUUCUUUCCUCGGGUGCAAUAAGCAAAUAAGAUAAUAGCAACAGCCUAAGUAUAAGGAAGAAUUAAAGAAAAAUAACAACAGAGGUAAAAAUAAGUAAUUAUAAUACUGAGGAACCCAUAGGCGCGUGAAAAAUGAAAAUACAAAGAAAGAGGAUGAACAGACAAAGGAGUAGGAAGGGGCAUACUCACGAUUGGCACGAUGAAGAUGUUGACGAUACAACUAAUGGUAUCAAUGAACUUGCAAUGAUAGAAAGAUUACCAAACCUAUAUUUGAUGUGGAGCGAGCUAUACUCCGCCAAAAUCAAAGAUCUUCUUAAACCUUAAUUGCCUUUCCAUAUGAAAAAAUACGCAAAAAAAAUGACGAAAAUAAAGGAAUUUUACUCUAAUUGAA